AUGGCGCGGGACGGCGGCACGCAUGUUCUACACUUAAAUUCGAAAAACAACGAGAGCCGGAGAGCACUGGCGGGCUGGAACAGCCUGACGGCGGGCCUCUCCCUCGACCGCAGCGGCAAGCCGACCGAGGGCGGCGAGGAGGCGGGCGGCGACGGCGAGGAGUCAGGCGGCCUCGAGCACGGCGGCUUCGAGUCCUUGCACGACACGGCACGGCCCCGAAGCGUCUCGUCGCGCAUCCCGUCCGUGCGGCAGCACACAAAGACGGUGCAGCGGCUGAUGGAGGCGUUCGUCCCGUCGGGGAGGCCUUGCCCGCCCGUCUACCAGAGGCUGGCGACCUCCGAGCUGCUGCCGAGCCGCUCCAACCGCAGCUCGAUCCUGCUCGGGCCCUGGCCCGAAGGCGCAGCGCCGAGCGGCGUCGUGCCUGACGGCCCCGCCGCCGGCAGCUCCCUCAACAGCCCCCUGCUGAACAGCUCGCUGUACCUCUCCGCAGAGGCGGACGCGGCGCGACCCGACAGCUCGCCGCCCAACGAGAGCCCGCGGCGGGUCUCCUUUCUGCUAUGA
Molecule: messenger RNA, 561 nt
Organism: Emiliania huxleyi CCMP1516
Lineage: Eukaryota; Haptophyta; Isochrysidales; Noelaerhabdaceae
Exons: 5
Coding region: 1-561 (186 amino acids)
Source: RefSeq, a predicted model, not a curated record